AUGACUACAGAGAGAUGCUGCACAACUCCACUUUCUGCCUGGUGCCUCGGGGCAGGCGCCUGGGAUCCUUUCGCUUCCUAGAGGCGCUGCAAGCAGCCUGUGUGCCUGUGAUGCUGAGUAACGGCUGGGAGCUGCCCUUCUCUGAGAUCAUCAACUGGAACACGGCGGCCGUCAUCGGGGACGAGAGGCUCCUGCUGCAGAUCCCGUCCACGGUGCGCUCCAUCCAUCAGGAUAAGAUCCUAGCUCUGAGGCAGCAGACCCAGUUCCUGUGGGAGGCCUACUUCUCCUCUGUGGAGAAGAUUGUGCUGACCACUCUGGAGAUCAUCCAGGACCGGGUGCUGCAGCAGGAGUCCAGGAGCACCUUGAUGUGGAACAGCCACCCCGGGGGGCUCUUCGCCCUGCCACAGUACUCUGCCCACCUGGGAGACUUCCCCUUCUACUACGCCACCCUAGGUAUUAAACCGCACCCCAAGUUCACGGCAGUCAUCCAUGCAGUCACCCCCCUGUUCUCCCAAUCCCAGCCCAUCCUCAAGCUGCUGGUGUCUGUUGCCAAAUCACAGUACUGUGCACAGAUCAUUGUGCUGUGGAACUGUGACAAGCCUCUCCCUGCUAAGCACCGCUGGCCUGCCACCUCCGUGCCCGUCAUUGUCAUCGAGGGAGAAAACAAGGUGAUGAGCAGUCGCUUCCUGCCCUACGAGACCAUUGUCACCGACGCUGUGCUCAGUCUGGAUGAGGAUACGGUGCUCUCGACCACAGAGGUGGACUUUGCCUUCACGGUGUGGCAGAGCUUCCCAGAGAGGUUGGUGGGCUACCCGGCCCGGAGCCACUUCUGGGACAGUAACAAGGAGCGCUGGGGCUACACUUCCAAGUGGACCAACGACUACUCCAUGGUGCUGACCGGAGCUGCCAUCUACCACAGAUAUUACCACUUCCUUUACACAAACUUCCUGCCUGCCAGCCUGAAGGGAAUGGUGGACCAGCUGGCCAACUGCGAGGACAUCCUCAUGAACUUCCUGGUGUCAGCCGUCACCAAGCUGCCACCCAUCAAGGUCACCCAGAAGAAGCAGUACAAAGAGACCAUGAUGGGACAGUCGUCGCGGGCGUCGCGCUGGGCCGACCCGGACCACUUCGCCCAGCGGCAGACGUGCAUGAACAAGUUCGCCAGCUGGUUUGGCGGCAUGCCCCUGGUCCACUCCCAAAUGAGGCUGGACCCGGUGCUGUUCAAGGACCAGGUCUCCAUCCUGCGCAAGAAAUACAGGGACAUCGAGAGGCUCUGACAGGAUGUGCACCCCCUGCCAGAGAGGCCGGGGGAGGCGGUAGCCGAAGGAGGACCACGACAGUGGCAGUAGGACAGUCAGCCACCUGGAGCCCGGCGCUACAGCUCUGUCUUCCACUCAGCACAUUGCCAAUGACCACAGCAGCGCCAGGAGUUGACGAGCGAAAUGGUGUCUGGAGAGCUAUGCGUAUAUACAGAUCUGUAGUAUGUUCACAUAAACACACACAGACACUACCAACGAGACUCUUGGAUAGAAUAUUUUUGUUGGUAUGAAUGCCACGAAGGAGCGAAUUACAACAGACUAUUCCUGCGACUCUCUGCACAUGUGCAGGAUGGUAGAGGAAGGGAGGUGUCCAACAUGGCAACCCAACCUCAGAUCAGAUCCGCAGCCGGGCUGGUAACCUAGACUCAAUGCAACCCCACCGUGACUCCUUCAUGAGCUCCCUAUGUCCGCAUCAGGACCCCUGAGACACUCACCCACCAGCCCCUGCUCUGGACCCUGGGAAACCAUGUUCCUCCAUUACUUUUCUAACCAUACUUCCCAGCCAUAUGUACACUGGUUUGAAGCCUUGGGGUCUUCCUAAGAACUGUCCCCUGAUUCAAUUAAAUUCAACAUUUGGUAGUAAAGGUCGAGAAAAGUUGAGUCCGCUUUCCCCUUUUUAUAUGUUUGUUAUUCUUUUACUGGAAGGAUGGUUUAAAAGCCACCAUUUUCAAAUGGUGCCACUCGUAUUGCCACGAGGCAGUCACAAAACCCACAGAAACACCCACUCUACGCUCAUUCUUUGAUUUUCUGACUGUUAGAUUUCUAUUUCUUGUCUGUUUCUCUGCUUUAUCACAGUGAUAAGCCAGAAGCAUGUCACAUUUUAAAUGUACCCUUUUUCCUUCGAAACUCUCAAAAGCAGUUUCACUUUUUUUCUCGUCUUUCCCCUCGGAAGCUCAGUACCAGUGUGUGUGCAGAGGCUGAAAGUAGGCUCAUCCCACCAUGAGCCCGAGCGGAGCACUUUCCCUCCGUCGGAAUGAGCAACAUGAACAUUUCUGGAUGAAAUGGAGCAGAACACUGCCUUCGAAACCAAACCCUUUUCACCCAUUUAUUUCCCCUUUAUUGUUUAUGAGCAAUACCGUGGCAGAAGGAGUGCAUGCUAAAUUUAGACCCUGCUUCAUUUCCACAGGGGUGUUACAGAUUUCAGUGACUCGUCUGUUGUGCCAUGUCCCCGAAAUUCACAUUAGGGCUGCCUUUUUAAAAUGGCUUAUUGCACAUAUUUUCCGUAAAUCGAUAUCGAAAGCAGGGGAAGAUGCUAUCUGGUCGAAAUGCCCUCUGUAAUAUUCGUUGUUCUUCCUAGAUUUCCUCAUCAUAAUGAUGUUGGUGAAAUACAAGCCUCAAAGCCAUUCGAUAGACAUAGCCAUCUCCUACACCAUUUGUCAGAGGACAUAUGUUUUGUGUUUUAAUUAGAGAAAGACAUUUCAUUUGAAGUGUUGGGUUUCCCUGGGGAAGCAGCCCUUGAUGAAACCGUCUGUCUCUAUAUUUCCCAUCAUGUCUGACUCUGCUCUGGAUGCAGUGACCCACAACCUUGACCCUUUGGCUCUAGGCGUACAGUGAAAAGACAACCAGCUCCCCCUCACCUAGCCUUGUCAUUGUAAUGUUCUUCAUUACCCUCUUUGUUCAUAAUUUCUGUUGCUCCUAGUUUUCCUGCGAUGCUGUUGUACUCACAAUAGACUCAUCCCAGCUCAACUACAUUUGGCCUGACACAUUUUUGUAUUGUGGUCGAAUAGGAAAAACCUUUAUACUUUCUUUUAUUGAUCAUUUUCAAGGAAAUAGCUUUGAGAUGUGUAAGCUCAUGACUUUAUAGUGAAAUCCUAUUGUGAACAGGCUUUAGUCUUUGUACCACACACAGAGCCCUGCUAGUUCACUCGAACAGGUACUUGAAUGUCUGAAGACUUGAAGGAGCGUAGUGUGCUCGAGUGGCCUUUUAUUGUGAAGGUGACUGAACUUAAAGGGCCAGUUUCCCGGACAUGGAUUAAACCUAGUCCUAGACCCCAACAAAAAUUCUCAAUGGAGAUGUCCAUUGAAAGUGCAUUUUUGUUCAGAACUAGGCUGCAUCUGGCUCCGAGAAACCGGCCCAUAGUGUAUCAGCUGUGAGCCAAAGCUCAACUAUCCGUUUUUUUUUCUACCCCCCUUCGUCGUAUUUGCGUCAUUUCUUAUUGAGGUCGUUGUAGACUCUUUCACAUUGAUUUUUUUGUUUUCAUCUUCCAUAUCAGGAUACAUUCAAUGGAGGUCAGUGUCUACUAGGUUGUAUACAUGGCCAAUGAGUUGAUAUUGUGUCAUUGGUGGGCCUGGCCCAUCUACUCUUGUCAUUUUCACAAUGUCAUAUGUGAUAUUAUCAGCAUAACACUUAAUACUACAGUACACUUAGAUUUAGUACAGUUUCAAAGCUGGUAUAUUGUCAAUAUAUUGUUUGUUUUUUUACAAAAUGUUUGCAUUUCAUGUUUAUUUUCUUUCUGGCAAUGUACUCAGGAGGAGUUUGGAAUGAACUUGUAUGACUUGAUAUUGGCCAAGAGAGAUUUACGUUGUAUUUUGAUGUUGACUUACAGCAAGCCUUGGAUCUCUUGGCACUAGACAUGCAUCUCAAUGAUUAUGAAAAACGUUGGCCUGCAUCUGGUCCCCUUUUUGAAGUUCAGUAAAAGCAUCUUUGUAUCAA
This is a messenger RNA of Salvelinus namaycush (lake trout), 3972 nucleotides long. RefSeq names its product exostosin-1b. The record is from RefSeq and is a predicted model, not a curated record. The transcript has 10 exons. Bases 15 to 1277 code for a protein of 420 amino acids. NCBI's taxonomy places the organism in Eukaryota, Metazoa, Chordata, Actinopteri, Salmoniformes, Salmonidae. Gene Ontology annotation, cellular component: membrane. Gene Ontology annotation, molecular function: glycosyltransferase activity.